Molecule: messenger RNA, 3785 nt
Organism: Scatophagus argus
Lineage: Eukaryota; Metazoa; Chordata; Actinopteri; Scatophagidae
Gene: nkain2
Product: sodium/potassium transporting ATPase interacting 2
Exons: 7
Coding region: 1469-2095 (208 amino acids)
Biological process (GO): regulation of sodium ion transport
Source: RefSeq, a predicted model, not a curated record
AGCCACGUUUUUGCUUGGUAUUUGACUUGACAGAUGGCAGGCGAGAGACGCUCCUCUCGGCUGUCUCUCUCGGUCCGUUGGUCCAUCCCGGUUCCCAUUGUCUCCCCCUUUUCACUCCUUGAAGACAACCCCCAGACAGCACACUAAACUUACCCGUUAUUUCCGCUCGUAUCACCUUUUUGUACGUUACGUUUGGAGACUUACCUCCACCUGAAAUUUCACCCCGUCCCCGUUCAUGCGAAACGUGGGCAUGCUUUUCUGUUUGCUUUUUUUGUUUUAACGCUGUACAGAUUUUAUUCGCUGUAACGGAGGAGGCGGUGAAUUAACCACCCAACGACUGGCGAAGAUCACAAACCGGCGGUUGUGUUGUGGAGCUGAUGGGGAGAUGAACCGGAGGAGGAGGACGACUUAUUAGCCAGCAGAGACACCGAAAUCAGCUUCCAGUGGCUGUUGACAUAUCACAACAUCAUAGCAACAAUUUUUACUCACCGUCUUCAGAGUGGAUAAAACACCAAAUUCAGAGGGGGGGAAAAAGGAAAGAUUUUGGAUCACAAGCGCUGGUGAUAAAAACGCUGUGUUUUGUUUUGUGGUGUGAAUGAACGUUAGAGGAUGUUGCCUCUACAUGCCCGUUACUUCCCCUGAGAGGAGAAGAGAGGAGCUCGUCUGUGAGGAGGCAGGAACCGCUUGCACUUGUUUUCUCCACCCUAAAACAAAUUGGCCAAAUCCAAGUAGCGCCUACUCGGGAUUAUUAAACAAAAGAGCAUUUAAUCCGGGAAAUGCAUCCAUGUAAUCUUACUAUAUCUCCCAGCUUUUAUAGUCUUUCUGUGUUGUAUUUACUGGUUAACGUACUCUGAUGAUUCUGUUGUGUUGAUAAGGAUGCGAUCAAUGGACGUGAUUGUCAACCGGACUUUCUAGUCCAGUGGUCAACGACUGGACAAGUGCACCCUGUGCGAACGUAAUUGGAGAGUUUAUUUGUGUCAAGAGACCCACAAGAUCAGAAAUCUGAAGUAAUUCUGUGUGCAGUCAGUCAAAAUGUACCGCGCUACCUGACAUCUCAGACUGCUGAGCUGCAGAGGCUUGGAGAAGGUUUACCUACAGAACCAAGCUCUGUGCAUAAAUCAAGAACAAUUUGUGGACUUGAAUCAUCCCCAAGGCUUACCUUCCAUCUUUGAUCCCUGACCCCCUGUGUGCUGGAAACCCAAGGGAGAACGCAGCCUGGCUGUUUACCUGUCAGCAACUCCUCCAUUUGAAUGAAGUAAUAGCCUUUUAUCCCCCUGAGCUCCGGAGAGAAGCAGGGCUGCACUCUGAUCUGUGAGGCCGAGCAGGGAGCGCCUCUACCUGGGCUGCCAGCCAGCCAGACGGCUCCUCUGGGGGCUUUUUGGAUUUUGAAGGUGCCUGCUGGAGAUUUGGAAGUUUUACCCAGAGUUUCUUCUCCACGUGGAUCACUGCAGUGAGGGAGGGGGACACCAUGGGCUGCUGUAGUGGCAGGUGCACCUUGGCCUUCAUCUGUGGCAUGCAGCUGGUCAGUGUGUUGGAGCGUCAGGUGAUAGACUUCCUGGGCUACCAGUGGGCUCCCAUCCUUACCAACUUCCUGCACAUCAUCGUCGUCAUCCUCGGCCUGUUUGGCACGAUUCAAUUCAGGCCGAGAUAUGUCACUGGGUACGCAGCGUGGCUGGUGGUGUGGAUGACCUGGAAUGUUUUCAUCAUCUGUUUUUACCUGGAGGUCGGAGAUCUGUCCAAAGACUCUGACCUUGUCCUGACAUUCAAUCUGUCCAUGCAUCGCUCCUGGUGGAUGGAGAACGGCCCGGGGUGCAGGGUGACACCCAUCAGCCCUCCUCCCUCUUGGGCACCCGAAGACCACCGAUAUAUAUCUAUAUCUGGCUGUCUGAUGGAUUUUCAGUUCAUAGAGGUGGCUCACUCCUCACUGCAGAUACUCCUGGCUCUGAUGGGGUUUAUCUACGCCUGCUAUGUGGUCAAGCUCAUUUCAGAAGAAGAGGACAGCUUUGAUUUUAUAGGUGGGUUCGACUCAUACGGUUACCAGGGGCCUCAGAAGACCUCCCACCUUCAGCUACAGCCCAUGUACAUGUCAAAGUAAACCCAGAAGCUGCCCCAGAAGUGCUGCCUUACCAGUCACCACUACUUAACAUCUUCAGCUGUCUUUUAACAAACAAGAACAAAGACACGGACAGGACACAGAAGAUCUUCUUCAUUUCGACCUAUAAAUACCCCCAGUACUUAGUCAGAUUGUUUCCCUGGUCUGCCUGUAAGUUGUUUUUAAUGGUGUUAGGUCUGUUCCUGAUGAAACACUGGCCUCGUGUGGUUGAACACCAUAACUACAGGAACACGUGUGCCACACCAGUACAGGCAGCUCCAGUAGCAACUGCAAUUUUUUUUUUCUUGUCUCUGAGGGCUGCAAUCAGGAGCCAAUGACUUGCUUCCUCUUGUGCUGUUGGGUAUCUGCAUUGUGAAAGAAACCAAAGAGGACACGACUCAUUGGUGUAUUACUGACGUGUUUCAUCAGGCUUCCAAGGAGACUUCAUGAGUUCUGCUGUCAGAGAGGUGUUAAUACGGAGCCCUGUUUCUUCAAUCUAGUGUGGAAAUCGGUUGCUGUCUCAAAUGUUGUUGUUUUUAACAUCUCUCAAGUGCAGAUAUGCCUGACCAAAGAGUUUUAGAAAACCCUGUGACACAUCCCCGUAUAUUCAAUAGAGCCAGUUUAACCGUCUCUGGAACUCUUUGUGCCUGACAGAUUAGACGCUGGACUUCCAACCAUCAAGCAUCUACUAGCAAGACUACCGAUGUAGGAAUGUCAGACAUCUUUUUUCUAAGAUUACUUUUUGGUGCACUCAGUUUCUUAUUGCAAACAAUGACAAAGCAAAGAUGGAAGCCAUGGGCUGGACUCAAGAAUGAAUACACACUACACAUUUAAUUCUGUUGUUUCUUCAGAAAAGUUGAAUGUUAAAUAACGGUGUGGUGUGUAGAUUAACAUACUUUCAUUUCAUAACGGCAUGUGUACAGGAGACAGACACAUUCACGUGCACAGGAAUGAAGUAAUGCAUAGGUGAAUUCACGCAGGCAUGCACACACACACACACACACACACACACACACACACACACAGAUGUACUACUGUGUAAAAUUUUUUUAUUACUAAUGUGAAUCCUAAUGUUUACAGUCAAAAUUCAGUCUACCAGGACAGAAAGACUGAACAGCCUGACAGACAGAUGCAACAGGUAGAUGGACAGGCAGACUGACAGACAGAAACCGACAGGAAAUUCAAGAGACCUUUUAAUGCUAAGGCCAUGGGGUGUUUUCUGCCGUAUUAGUACAGAUAGGACAGUUAUUCCAAAUGUGUCUUUUGGUCUCUUUCUGUCUAUAUAUUUUGUCUUCCAUCCAAGACAGACUGGCAGAGGUAGAUAGUGACAGGACAUGACAAAGAAAACAACGACUGAAGAGGGACUGAGGUAGGUCAGCAGUUUCCCUUCCACCUCAGUCGUUUUGUAGCUCUCAGUGCCAAGCUGCUGUUGUCACUUGCUCAUGUCGUUCAGCAGGCAAGUUUUUCCCUUUUUCUGAAUUGUAUAAGAUGCUAUAAGGUCAGUAUAGCUGCCCAAGCAGCGUUGAGUGCAGGAUACAACUCUUCCUUAUAACAAAAAUAGUUCAAUAACAGGCAAAAAUCUUUCAUAGGUGACACUUACACAAAGAGAAAAGACACAUCCUUUACAGAAGUGACAAUCACAGUUAGAGUGGCCUGAAUCUAAUCAUGGAUUGACUUUUUUUUUAAAGCAUAA